This is a messenger RNA of Cyprinodon tularosa, 2373 nucleotides long. RefSeq names its product cholinergic receptor, nicotinic, alpha 5 (gene chrna5). Gene Ontology annotation, cellular component: synapse; postsynaptic membrane; neuron projection. The record is from RefSeq and is a predicted model, not a curated record. Gene Ontology annotation, biological process: regulation of membrane potential; signal transduction; chemical synaptic transmission. Gene Ontology annotation, molecular function: acetylcholine-gated monoatomic cation-selective channel activity; transmembrane signaling receptor activity. The transcript has 8 exons. Lineage: Eukaryota; Metazoa; Chordata; Actinopteri; Cyprinodontiformes; Cyprinodontidae. The coding region runs from base 250 to 1683 and encodes 477 amino acids.
GAGAAAGAAAGAGGAGGGGUAAGAGAUGAUGAGGAUGUGCACAACUGGAUGCAGCCAAGAGUGCAGCAGUGCCAGUGGGAGGCUAGAAAAAGACCCUGUCUGGAAUGGAGGAGAGCGAUGCAGCACAGCUGCUUUUGUCAGAGUCCCUCCACCUUUCAUCCUCUGCCACCCUGGAUUCUGUGUCAGUAAGGAAGAGCCAGAGCAGUUCUGGGAUGCCGAAGAGACCUGCUGCGUGUGUUCAACUUUGAUAUGAUGCUUAGAGCCGGAGGGGGAGCCACUUUCCAUGUACUGCUGCUGAUUCUGCUUCCGUGGCUGUUCUUGUUUCAACUGUGCCACUCUCUUUGGGUUCCAAAUAUCUCUUCCUAUGCAAAAGCAGAGGACAAACUGUUCAAAUAUCUCUUCCGAAACUACCAGAAAUGGGUUCGCCCUGUGGAGUACCUAAACCAGACCAUCCGCGUGAGGUUUGGGUUGGCUAUUUCCCAGCUGGUUGAUGUGGACGAAAAGAACCAGCUGAUGACAACUAAUGUCUGGAUAAAACAGGAAUGGGUUGAUAUGAAACUGAGAUGGAGCCCUGAAGACUUUCUGGGCAUCACAACCAUCCGGGUUCCAUCAGACAGGAUCUGGCGUCCUGAUGUUGUGCUUUAUGACAACUCAGACGGACGUUUCGAGGGGACUGUCACUAAGGCAGUUGUUAAGUAUGAUGGAACCAUUUCAUGGAAUCCACCAGCCAAUUACAAGUCAGCCUGCACCAUAGAUGUCACCUUCUUCCCCUUUGACCUCCAGAACUGCUCCAUGAAGUUUGGAUCUUGGACCUAUGAUGGCUCACAGGUGGAUGUUCUACUGGACGACUUCCAUGUGGACAAGCAGGAUUAUUUUGACAAUGGUGAAUGGGAGAUAGUGAAAGCCACAGGCAGCCGUGGUCUGAGAACCGAUGGCAGCAGUUCCUAUCCUACCAUCACCUACUUCUUUAUCAUCCGUAGGCUUCCUCUUUUCUACACCCUCUUUCUCAUCAUUCCUUGCAUUGGACUGUCCUUUCUCACUAUCCUCGUCUUCUAUUUACCCUCAAACGGAGGUGAAAAGAUCUCUCUAUGUACCUCCGUGCUGGUGUCACUCACAGUCUUCCUCUUGGUCAUUGAAGAGAUCAUCCCUUCCUCUUCCAAGGCAAUCCCUCUUAUUGGGGAAUACCUGGUCUUCACCAUGAUCUUUGUCACACUCUCAAUCGUCAUCACCGUCUUUGCCAUCAACAUCCACCAUCGCUCCUCAUCCACACAUCAUGGCAUGGCACCGUGGGUGAGAAGGAUUUUCCUACACCGACUGCCAAAGCUGCUGUGCAUGCGCAGCCAUGUGGACCGCUAUGCUUCACCUGGAGAGCCUGAAACAGGAAGAAAUGCGGGACCAGAACAGCUAAAUAUCCCCACACCUGAGCUCAGCCCUCCUCUGUACACCCAUCACAACCUCCAAGCAGCUUUGGAGUCUAUUCGCUAUAUCACCAUGCAUGUGGUUAAAGAAAACCAGGUCAGAGAGGUGGUGCGAGACUGGAAGUUUGCUGCCCAGGUUUUGGAUCGAAUGUUUCUAUGGGCCUUCCUCCUGGUGUCAGUUCUUGGCUCUGCUAUCCUUUUCAUUCCAGUCAUUCACAAAUGGGCCAGCAUCAUCGUCCCUACACAUCCUGGCAGUACUCUCUAGAGGCAUCCGGUUUAUUCCAUUGCUGAUGAAAGAAAAGCACAUUAGCUGUUCUACGACACUAUUUGACAUUUGAAUGACUGAAAGGACCAUUUAACAACAUUCCUUUGCAUUAGAUUUUGGAGCCAGAAAUAAUUCCAACUGGAGAUAAAUACAUGUUGAUUUUAUAACUUUAUUGUACGCUUGUUUCCAGUUUCCAGCUUGACGAGCAACAACAGAAAAAAUCAAUACAGAUACUCCAUGACAAUUUCUACGGUAAAUGAAACCAAAAAACGCAAAAGGGUUUCUAAUUUUAUUUUUAUUUUAUUUGGAGGUCGUCUAAAUUCUAUAUCUUUAGAUAUACAUGUGGUUCCUGUUUGGAAAAUGAUCAUAGAGGAAGAACAUAUCAUUUGAGUAAAACAUGUCCUUUUUUGCUGCUUUUUUUGUUUUUUAUUUUGUUCUUUUUCAGAUUCUUUUCCUACAGAAUAAGUAACCCUUUGGAACUGUAAAGAAAACAUUUUCUUAAGUUAAAACAAGAGCCUUUUUGCAGUUUUCUUGCAAACAUUCUUGUCAGGAUUUGUAGUUACCAGCAAUCUGCUUCUUUUCAGAGCAAAUAUCCUGAAUUCCUGUGAUGGGCUGGGUUGCAUUUAAAAUAACAGAGAUGUUUAGACACUGUUCUUGGAUGUUUUGCAUAUAUAAAGAUUUUCUUAUGUU